This is a messenger RNA of Brugia malayi, 1023 nucleotides long. It is a transcript of the gene Bma-gpb-1, whose product is annotated as Guanine nucleotide-binding protein beta subunit 1, putative. Lineage: Eukaryota; Metazoa; Nematoda; Chromadorea; Rhabditida; Onchocercidae. Gene Ontology annotation, biological process: G protein-coupled receptor signaling pathway. Gene Ontology annotation, cellular component: cytoplasm; heterotrimeric G-protein complex. The coding region runs from base 1 to 1023 and encodes 340 amino acids. Gene Ontology annotation, molecular function: protein binding; signaling receptor complex adaptor activity. The record is from RefSeq and is a predicted model, not a curated record. The transcript has 7 exons.
AUGAGCGAAUUGGAUCAGCUCAGGCAGGAAGCCGAACAGCUCAAAAGUCAAAUCAGGGAAGCUCGCAAAGCUGCCAGUGACACGACGUUGGCUUCCGUGGCCGCGAAUUUGGAACCGAUUGGUCGGAUCCAGAUGCGUACACGGCGAACGCUGCGAGGACAUUUGGCCAAAAUAUAUGCAAUGCAUUGGGCAUCUGAUUCUCGAAACCUUGUUUCCGCCUCACAAGAUGGCAAACUAAUAGUUUGGGAUUCAUAUACUACAAACAAGGUGCAUGCAAUUCCUUUACGAUCAUCAUGGGUGAUGACAUGUGCAUAUGCGCCAUCCGGUUCUUAUGUUGCUUGUGGUGGACUCGAUAAUAUUUGUAGCAUUUAUUCACUGAAAACACGCGAAGGUAACGUACGUGUCUCGCGUGAAUUGCCAGGUCAUACGGGUUAUCUAUCAUGCUGUAGGUUCCUCGACGACAAUCAGAUUGUUACCUCUAGUGGUGAUAUGACAUGUGCUCUGUGGGAUAUCGAAACUGGGCAACAAGUGACCGCUUUCACAGGACAUACAGGCGACGUGAUGUCGCUAUCUCUCUCACCUGAUAUGCGUACAUUUAUAUCAGGUGCAUGUGACGCAUCCGCUAAACUUUGGGAUAUCCGUGACGGCAUGUGCAAGCAAACGUUUCCUGGACAUGAAAGUGAUAUCAAUGCUGUCACCUAUUUUCCUUCGGGGCAUGCUUUUGCUACUGGCUCAGAUGAUGCAACCUGCCGAUUGUUUGAUAUAAGAGCUGAUCAAGAACUAGCCAUGUAUUCUCAUGAUAAUAUUAUAUGUGGAAUUACCAGCGUAGCAUUUUCGAAAUCCGGCCGAUUAUUAUUCGCAGGCUAUGAUGAUUUCAACUGUAAUGUAUGGGAUUCAAUGCGACAGGAAAGAGCUGGUGUAUUAGCCGGUCACGAUAAUCGCGUGUCCUGUUUAGGAGUUACAGAAGAUGGAAUGGCCGUAUGCACCGGUUCAUGGGAUAGUUUCUUAAAGAUAUGGAACUAG